Molecule: messenger RNA, 2532 nt
Organism: Trichoderma reesei QM6a
Lineage: Eukaryota; Fungi; Ascomycota; Sordariomycetes; Hypocreales; Hypocreaceae
Exons: 3
Coding region: 1-2532 (843 amino acids)
Biological process (GO): ribosomal small subunit export from nucleus; protein import into nucleus; mRNA export from nucleus
Cellular component (GO): nuclear pore
Molecular function (GO): structural constituent of nuclear pore; protein binding
Source: RefSeq, a predicted model, not a curated record
AUGCCCAAGGUCAAGUGCUACUCGGCCGCCUGGCUGUCGAAAAAUGCCCCCGGCAACCAGCUCUUCGAGCCCUCGGCCGAGUCUCUGCGCUCGCGGGCGCUGUCGCCGGGCAAGAAGAAGCAGAUCCCCGGCCCCAGGAGGACGAUUGCCCGGCGCGGGACCGAGGUGUUUGUGGCCGUGGGCAAGGAGAUACGCUGGGGCGACUUGGUCUACCUCAAGGAAGAAUGGACGGAGAAGCAGUCGCGGCGGAGGAGCUCCAGCGUGCGCAUCAAGCGCGAGGACGAGACGCUGCAGUCGAUCGAUACGGAUGCCACUGACGCGCCGGGCGGAUGGAGGAUACUCAAGGUCCCCGUGGCCGACGACAUCCGGCAGCUCAUCAUCUCGCCCAACACCAACCUGCUGGCCAUUCUCACCACACACACCGUCCACAUCUGUGCCCUGCCCGACUCUUCCCACCUCACGAGCGACGACACCAGCCCGCUAAAGCCCAAGGCAUACACCCUCGGCCCCACGACACACGUCACUUCCCGGGCUGCCAUUGUAUCUGCCCUGUGGCACCCUCUGGGAGUUAACGGCUCCUGCAUUGUGACUGUCACGGCCGACGCAACAGUCCGCCUCUGGGAGCUCUCAACGCAGGACCGCUGGUCCUUUGAUUCUCCGACGACUUCGAUCGACCUGAAGAAGCUGGCGGAUGGCACCACGGUGGACCAGGACUUCUCCGCGUCCGUGUCGGCCACUAGCAAGGCCUUCUCGCCCGACGAAUUCGAGAUGGAGGUGGCCGCGGCAAGCUUCGCGACCAAGGGAUCCGGUGGCUGGGACCCGAUGACGCUGUGGAUUGCCAUGCGCGAGGGUGACGUGUAUGCGCUGAGUCCGCUUCUGCCCCAGCGAUGGGCACCGCCGCCGACGCUCAUCCCCUCUCUUUCGAUAUCCAUCGUUACCAGCGUGGCUGCCAUUGAGGACGACCCCAACGUGGACGACAGGGACAAGCUUCUGGCCCAGCAGCAGCUCCAGUGGAUGGGUGAGAUUGACUCUCAGGAGCCCCAGAUUGUGGAGUCCGUCAUUCCAGGAGAACCUGCGCUCGAGGUUUACACGAGGCCUUCCCGGCCUGGCGCCAUUCCUCGUCUCCAGGGGCCUUUUGACUUGCAGGCGAGCCCGGAAACCGGAGAUGAUCUGGACAGCUCCAUCACGGACAUGCUGGUGAUUGGGAAGAAGACGGAGACGGAAGAUCUGAUGUUGGGUGAGGAAGACGAGCUGGACUUUGACAACGGGGACCAGGAAGGCCUCUCGCUGACUGUCAUCUGUUUGCUGUCCACGAGCGGCCAGGUCCGCAUCUACCUGGACACUGACGGAGUACAAGCCCAGUGGCUGCCUCCCAAGAGCAAGAGCAGGCUCGGUCGCGCACUGGCAGCCGAGAUGGAACCACCGGCUCUUCUAGCAUUCCAAGCCAUCGACACCAUGACUCCGGUCGAGGUCAAUGAGGGCAGCUGGCCGGUGUUUAGCACGGACGUCAUGUCGCGAUACAACUUCUUUGUCACCCACCACGCGGCCAUCACCUUCAUCUCGCUCACCCCAUGGAUCUUUAGGCUAGAGAGCGAGCUACUGGGCGAGUUUGAGGCGGGCACAGACUUCCGCCUCGGACUCUUGGCCAACUCGCAGUCUACCAGGGACAGAGUCUACGCACAGCAGGCAGCAGAUGUCGCGAUCCCGCUGGCAGGCUGCGUCACUAUCCGCGAUCCCGACCUCGGCUACUUCCUCCUCUCGGCGACCCCUUACGAGCCCAUUGCGCUGACCUUUGAGACGCCCGACGAUGAGCCAGUGACCGUUCGACAGGACAGCCCCGUUCACGAGCGCGAAGUCAGCAUGGCACCUCUGGACUUUUACGAGCCGCGACCGGUGUACUAUCCCCCACAUACCUUUAGCGAGUCGUCCGCCCUGCCAGAGCUGCUGGAGCGUCUCCGCACGUCUCGCCACAAGACCAUUGUCAACCAGGAGGUGAAGCUCAGCCCGCUCACGCUGGCAAUCUUCACCGACGCACACAAGGUCCUCAGCGAGGAGACAUACCGGCUGGGCGUAGCGGCCGCCGAGGUCUUUCGCCGAUGCGAACUGUUACAGGCAGAGCUACGGCAGCAGGUGAGGAAGGCAAACGAGGUCAAGGGCAAGAUUGACACCAUCAACGGAUCUCACCGGGAGAACAACGACGCCAAGGAGCGAGCGUUUGUGGAAGAGGUCAAGGCGAUGGAGGCUAGCGUGUCUGGACCUCCCCCGGGGGCUGAGGCCGGGUCGAGGAACCAGUCGAAACAGGUAUGGAAGCGGCUGGAGGAGGUCAAGAGGCUGCAGGCAGAGCUGGUGGCCGAGGCCGAGGCCCUCAAGAACGCGAGCGGCACCCAGUCACCGGCCAGCGUGGAGCAGCUGCGCAUCCCCCAAGACAUACGACGCAGCAAGCUGCAGCAGGUGCAAGGACUGCUGUCUCGCGAGUCUGCGCUAGUCGAGGCCGUCACGUCACGGCUGGAGCGGCUCCAGGCCAGCAUCUGA